AUGGCUAUCAAACUGGUAUUUUUCGCUCUCGCAGUUUUCACUGUUUUAGCAACAGAUGAAAACGAAAUUAAUCAAAGAACCGGCAUCAUCAAAGACCUCCACGAUAAACUACAUAUACAAAGGAGUCAUACUUUAUACCGACAUCGUGAGGCUGUCGAGAGACAUGUAGGAAGUGGGCAUAAACAAGGUGGAUACCAACAUGGUAAAAAAAAUGGAGCCAACAAAAAAAUUGAUUAUGGUGGCUUGCAUACAGGAGAAAAAAAAAGUGAGAAGGGAUUGAAUAUAGAAAUGAAAAGUGGCUCUAGACAUCAACAAAGUGUUCAAAUUGGCUUAAACGUAACUGCUGAACGGGAAGCCAAUGUAGAACUGCAAGGUAGUUCGGAUCAUCAACAGGGCGGGAAUAAACAUAGUGAAAUCAACGUCGGUCUGCAACAGAAUACAACUACUAAGCACCAAGUAGCUGGUCAUGCCGAAUCUAAUGUAACUGUUGAAGGAGGACUCAAAGUCGAGCAGCAAAGUGGUUCAGAACCUAAAACGAUUGUACAUCAAGAAGACAAUAAGAAUGGAGCCACCAAAAAAAUUGACGGCUUGGAUAAAGGAGAAGAAAAAAGUGAAAAGGAAUCGAAGGUGGAAAUUGAAGGCAGCUCUAAACGUCAACAAGCUAUUCAAGUCGGCUCAAACGUAACUGCUGAACGAGAAGUCAAUGAAAAAUUGCAAGGUAGUUCGGGUCAUCAACAGGGCGAGAAUAAACAUGGCAAAAUCAACGCCGAACUCCAACGAAAUACAACUACUAAACACCAAGUAGCUGGUCAUGCCGAAUUGAAUGUAACUGUUGAAGGAGGACUGAAAGUCGAGCAGAAAAGUGGUUCUACAGUUGAAAUGAUUGUACAUCAAGAAGGCAACAAGAAUGGAGUCACCAAAAAAAAUGAUCAUGGCGGCUUGCAUGAUGGGGAGGUAAAUCGUGAUAAGCAACUGAGUGUGGAAAUUGAAGGCACCUCUAAACGUCAACAAGCUAUUCAAGUUGGUUUAAACGUAACUGCUGAACGAGAAGUCAAUGAAAAAUUGCAAGGUAGUUCGGGUCAUCAACAGGGCGAGAAUAAACAUGGCAAAAUCAACGCCGAACUCCAACGAAAUACAACUACUAAACACCAAGUAGCUGGUCAUGCCGAAUCUAAUGUAACUGUUGAAGGAGGACACAAAGUCGAGCAGCAAAGUGGUUCUGAACCUAAAACGAUUGUACAUCAAGAAGACAAGAACGGAGCCAUAAAAAAAAAUGACGGCUUGCAUAUAGGGGAAGUAAAUCGUGAAAAAGAACUGAGUGUGGAAAUUGAAGGCAGUUCUAAACGUCAACAAGCUGUUCAAGUUGGCUUAAACGUAACUGCUGAACGGGAAGCCAAUGUGGAACUGCAAGGUAGUUCGAAUCAUCAACAGAGCGGGAAUAAACAUGGCAAAAUCAACGCCGAACUCCAACGAAGCACAACUACUAAACACCAAGUAGCUGGUCAUGCUGCAUUGAAUGUAACUGUUGAAGGAGAACUCAAAGUCGAGCAGCAAAGUGGUUCUACUGUUAAAACGAUUGUACAUCAAGUAGGCAACAAGAAUGGAGCCACCAAAAAAAUUGACGACUUGGAUAAAGGAGAAGAAAAAAGUGAAAAGGAAUCGAAGGUGGAAAUUGAAGGAAGCUCUAAACGUCAACAAGCUGUUCAAGUUGGCUUGAACGUAACUGCUGAACGGGAAGCAAAUGUGGAACUGCAAGGUAGUUCGGAUCAUCAACAGAGCGGGAAUAAACAUGGCAAAAUCAACGCCGAACUCCAACAAAAUACAACUACUAAACACCAAGUAGCUGGUCAUGCCGAAUCUAAUGUAACUGUUGAAGGAGGACUCAAAGUCGAGCAGCAAAGUGGUUCUACAGAUAAAACGAUUGUACAUCAAGUAGGCAACAAGAAUGGAGCCACCAAAAAAAUUGACGGCUUGGAUAAAGGAGAAGAAAAAAGUGAAAAGGAAUCGAAGGUGGAAAUUGAAGGAAGCUCUAAACGUCAACAAGCUGUUCAAGUUGGCUUAAACGUAACUGCUGAACGGGAAGCCAAUGUGGAAUUGCAAGGUAGUUCGGAUCAUCAACAGAGCGGGAAUAAACAUGGCAAAAUCAACGCCGAACUUCAACGAAAUACAACUACUAAACACCAAGUAGCUGGUCAUGCUGCAUUGAAUGUAACUGUUGAAGGAGAACUCAAAGUCGAGCAGCAAAGUGGUUCUACAGUUAAAACGAUUGUACAUCAAGUAGGCAACAAGAAUGGAGCCAUCAAAAAAAUUGACGGCUUGGAUAAAGGAGAAGAAAAAAGUGAAAUGGAAUCGAAGGUGGAAAUUGAAGGCAGCUCUAAACGUCAACAAGCUGUUCAAGUUGGCUUAAACGUGACUGCUGAACGGGAAGCCAAUGUGGAACUGCAAGGUAGUUCGGAUCAUCAACAGAGCGGGAAUAAACAUGGCAAAAUCAACGCCGAACUCCAACAAAAUACAACUACUAAACACCAAGUAGCUGGUCAUGCCGAAUCUAAUGUAACCGUUGAAGGAGGACUCAAAGUCGAGCAGCAAAGUGGUUCUACAGAUAAAACGAUUGUACAUCAAGUAGGCAACAAGAAUGGAGCCACCAAAAAAAUUGACGGCUUGGAUAAAGGAGAAGAAAAAAGUGAAAAGGAAUCGAAGGUGGAAAUUGAAGGAAGCUCUAAACGUCAACAAGCUGUUCAAGUUGGCUUAAACGUAACUGCUGAACGGGAAGCAAAUGUGGAACUGCAAGGUAGUUCGGAUCAUCAACAGAGCGGGAAUAAACAUGGCAAAAUCAACGCCGAACUCCAACAAAAUACAACUACUAAACACCAAGUAGCUGGUCAUGCCGAAUCUAAUGUAACUGUCGAAGGAGGACUCAAAGUCGAGCAGCAAAGUGGUUCUACAGAUAAAACGAUUGUACAUCAAGAAGACAACAAGAAUGGAGCCACCAAAAAAAUUGACGGCUUGGAUAAAGGAGAAGAAAAAAGUGAAAAGGAAUCGAAGGUGGAAAUUGAAGGAAGCUCUAAACGUCAACAAGCUGUUCAAGUUGGCUUAAACGUAACUGCUGAACGGGAAGCAAAUGUGGAACUGCAAGGUAGUUCGGAUCAUCAACAGAGCGGGAAUAAACAUGGCAAAAUCAACGCCGAACUCCAACAAAAUACAACUACUAAACACCAAGUAGCUGGUCAUGCCGAAUCUAAUGUAACUGUCGAAGGAGGACUCAAAGUCGAGCAGCAAAGUGGUUCUACAGAUAAAACGAUUGUACAUCAAGAAGACAACAAGAAUGGAGCCACCAAAAAAAUUGACGGCUUGGAUAAAGGAGAAGAAAAAAGUGAAAAGGAAUCGAAGGUGGAAAUUGAAGGAAGCUCUAAACUUCAACAAGCUGUUCAAGUUGGCUUAAACGUAACUGCUGAACGGGAAGCAAAUGUGGAACUGCAAGGUAGUUCGGAUCAUCAACAGAGCGGGAAUAAAUAUGGCAAAAUCAACGCCGAACUCCAACAAAAUACAACUACUAAACACCAAGUAGCUGGUCAUGCCGAAUCUAAUGUAACUGUUGAAGGAGGACUCAAAGUCGAGCAGCAAAGUGGUUCUACAGAUAAAACGAUUGUACAUCAAGAAGGCAACAAGAAUGGAGCCACCAAAAAAAUUAACGGCUUAGAUAAAGGAGAAGAAAAACGUGAAAAGGAAUCGAAGGUGGAAAUUGAAGGAAGCUCUAAACGUCAACAAGCUGUUCAAGUUGGCUUAAACGUAACUGCUGAACGGGAAGCCAAUGUAGAACUGCAAGGUAGUUCGGAUCAUCAACAGGGCGAGAAGAACCAUGGCAAAAUGAACGCCGAACUCCAACGAAAUACAACUACUAAACACCAAGUACCUGGUCAUGCUGGCUUAAAUGUAACUGUUGAAGGAGGAGUCAAUGUUGUAUCGCAAGGUAGUGCUGAAUAUCAACAAGGUAGUUACGGACGAAGCAAAAUGAAUAGCACAGACAAACAAGAUGAUCAUGGUAAAUAUAAUGUAGGAUUUGAUCACAAAGGAUUGAAGAUAGAAAUGAAAAGUAAUUCUGGCCAUCAAUACAUUGGUAAAGUUGCAUUGAAUCGUACUGUUGAAGGAGUCAAUGUGCAUCUGCAAGCUAAAACAAGACAUCAUAAAGGCGAACACAAAGAAAGCGGAAUUCAUACAACUUUUAAAGAAGGCGGAACUUCUAGACAACAGCAACGUAAUCAUAGUGUAUCGAAAAUAGGACCUUAUGGCGAUCACAAAGGUUUGAAUCUAGAAUCGAAAGGUGGUUACCGAUAUCAAAAACACAUUCAUCAGAGUGGACAUAAAGUAGGAAUGAAAGACAAUCACAGUGGAUGGAAUCUAGCAUUGGAACGUGAUUCCAGGCAUCAACAAGGCGGACACAAACGACAUGACAUCCCUGGCAGAUUGAAUGUAGGGGUUAAAGAAGGAUUGAAUAUACAAUCACAAGGUAAUUCUGUACAUCAAAAUUGGAAACAUCAGCAAGGGAAAAUCUAUGGUGGACAUCAACAUAGCGGUCGUAGUAAAUUGAAUGUAGGAAUAGAAAGCGGUCAUAGAGAAUUGAAUGUAGAACGGCAAGGUAAUUCUAGAAAUCAACGGGUCGGACACAAAUGGAACGGAAUUCAUUCGAAUCUUCGACAAGACGCAACUACUAGAACUAGUGGAUAUCAACAAGAUAUCAACAAGUAUGAUGGCUUGAAUAUAGGAGUGAGGCCGCCUCAUAGUAGAUCGAAUAUAAAAGCAAAAGGUAAUUCCAGAUAUCAACAAGUUGGUCAAGUAAACUUAAAUGUAAAGGUUAAAGAUGGACCCAAUGUGGAACUGCAAAGUGGCUUUCAACAAAAACAUAAUAAACAGAAAAAUAAAGGAAUCAAUGCAAAACUCCUACAAGAAAAAACUACUCGAUACCAUCAAGUUGGUCAGCGUGUAUAUAAAGUAGGAGUAAAAGAAGGUCAGAAGGGUUUAAACGUAAAAUCAGAAGGUGUUUCUAGACAUCAAAAAAAGGGUAAUUAUGGCAGAUCCCCACUAGAUAGAGCUAAUGAACACCAACACGAUGGUCAUGAUGAAUUUAAUGUAGCAGUAGAAGGUCAGAAUGGAUCCAAGAUACCAUUAAAAGAUAGCUCUGAAUAUUAG
Messenger RNA from Phymastichus coffea, 5187 nucleotides. RefSeq names its product filaggrin-like. Bases 1 to 5187 code for a protein of 1728 amino acids. NCBI's taxonomy places the organism in Eukaryota, Metazoa, Arthropoda, Insecta, Hymenoptera, Eulophidae. The transcript is spliced from 2 exons. The record is from RefSeq and is a predicted model, not a curated record.